UCUCGCCCGCGACCCCGGAAGCUUCAUCGGCACGCUCCGGCGUCUCCAAAAAGCCGGUGAAAAAGAGUGUGCCUUUUCAAUUGUCAUGGGAAAAACGCCCGUCGACUUCCCUGAGACACUGCGCGUCAACACCCGGCCGUGGACGUACACUUCAGACUAUCAGGAAACAUCUGCCAACUCUGACAGAAUCCACGACAAGAAGUUUUAGAACCUUGUGUAUGUGGGCUUUUUAAAAUAUUUUUAUAAGAUUUUGCUUGCCAUUGCAAUUUGAAGUCUUGCCACAGAUUUGGGACCCUCCAUCCAAUUGUAAUCGAGAAGAUCUGAAUGAUAAAGGCUGCCACAAGUACAAGUCAGUUGUUAUGAACAAAAAGGGAGUUUUGACUGUUCCCAAGACAUUGAUAGUUAUUCAUGCAGGUGUCUCAUUACGGAAUAUACGCCCAGCCCGCUGUGAAGCCCAUUGAAGGUCUUGUGAUGCCUGUGAAGAAGAAAAGAAAGCUCCCUGAUCCGGAGGAUCAUCAGCUCAAGUGUAAAAUCACAAGCUUCACCCGACCUCCUAUUUGCGCAUCCAAGCCUUUCAGCACAGACAAGCCCUUCUCUGGCAGAAAGUGCCUGGCUUGGUUCUACGAGUACGCGGGCCGAGACGAGGUGCUGGGCCCCGAAGCCAUGGAGAAGUUCUGUGAAGACCUGUGCGUGGCUCCUGAGAACAUCAUUAUGCUGGUUUUAGCCUGGCAUCUGGAAGCAGUCAACAUGGGCUUCUUUACCAAAGACGAGUGGCUCAGAGGAAUGACGUCCUUACAGUGUGACUGCACACAGAGGUUACAAAGCAAACUGGAUGACCUGCGUGGUGAGCUCAAUGACUCUGGCCUUUUUAAAAACAUCUACAGAUAUUCUUUUGACUUUGCCAGGGAUAAAGACCAGAGGAACCUGGACAUGGACACUGCUAAAUCCAUGCUGGCCUUGUUGCUAGGCAGAUCUUGGCCUCUCCUCCCAGUCUUCAUCCAGUUCCUAGAACAGUCCAAGUACAAGGGUGUGAACAAGGACCAGUGGUACAACGUGUUGGAGUUCAGCAGAACAAUUCGUACUGACCUGACCAACUACGACGAAGACGGAGCUUGGCCGGUGCUUCUAGACGAGUUUGUGGAAUGGCACAAAGCUUGCUCUGCAUUGUAGCAGCCUGACGCUACACCAAAGUCGACAACCACAUGAUCGGAAAAACAAGAGGAGGAGAAAAGACGACACACUGAUGGACUGUGACAAUACGCACACACACACACACACACACACACACAUUGGACUUGCGGAAAGGACUGAAUUCUUAAAAUGAGAGAAGCCCUUAAACCUUUUUCUUGAUUUAUUUGUCCCUCAUUUGUUUAUAGAUGUUCACAAUAAUAAACAUGAAAUUUGAUGUGA
Molecule: messenger RNA, 1410 nt
Organism: Nerophis ophidion (straightnose pipefish)
Lineage: Eukaryota; Metazoa; Chordata; Actinopteri; Syngnathiformes; Syngnathidae
Product: DCN1-like protein 5
Exons: 11
Coding region: 409-1170 (253 amino acids)
Biological process (GO): positive regulation of ubiquitin-protein transferase activity; protein neddylation
Cellular component (GO): ubiquitin ligase complex
Molecular function (GO): cullin family protein binding; ubiquitin-like protein binding; ubiquitin conjugating enzyme binding
Source: RefSeq, a predicted model, not a curated record